GGCGUCUAUAGCGCGAGGCUCAGUGAGGCACGAUGGUGGUGACGUGAGGAAGUGUUGUCAUUUAAAGAUACAGCCAACAUGACCUCCAUCAAGAAGAUCCCCAACGUGUUGGGGACGAGGAGGAGCAAUACAUUGGACCAGGAGCGGGAGCAGUUUGAGAAAGCUCAGGAAGCAAGCUUUAAAAAGGCAACAAGUGAUGAAGAGAUGCCAUUAAAAAUGAAACAUGUGCGUAACCUCAUCAUUGGCACAUUCACUGACAAGAAUGCAGACCUUUUCUGGCGCAAUGUGGGCACAACUCUGCCUAUUAAUACUGAUGUCACAGCAUGGAAAUUCUGCCAUUGUCUGCAUAUCAUGCUUCGUGAUGGCCACCCAAAUGCAUUGCAGGAUUCGCACCGCCACAUCAGCCGAAUUAAGGAUACGGGACAGCACUUUCGGCACUUGACACACGGCUAUGGACGACUCAUCAAGAGAUACUGUGAAUUAUUAGUUGCUAAGCUCCACUUCCAUCAACACUAUCCUCGUUUUCCUGGGACUCUCUCUGUCACUCCUGAGGAGUUGGAGGCCCUGGCUGAAAAUGAUGCCAAUAAUUAUUUUGAGUUAGGAGUAGAGAUGUUGGAGUACCUAGAGUGUAUCCUGAACUUGUAUGAAGCAGUUUUUUCUUCACUGGACCCAUCCCGAGCAAACUCCAUGACAAGGUCUGGACAGUGUCGUCUGGCUCCUCUGAUCCCUUGUAUUCAAGAUUCUUCUUGCCUUUAUGACUGUAUUGUGAGGAUACUCUUCCAGCUUCACAAAGUUCCCACCAAAAGUAAUGCGACAAUACCAUCCCUGCCAACAGACAUGCUAACAGGCCACCGUACAAGGUUUUAUAAACAGUUUGAGAUCCUCAAGCAGUUUUACAACAAUACUAGAAAUUUACAAUAUUUCAAGGGUCUAAUCCAAGUACCUGCUUUGCCUGAGGAUCCACCUAACUUCCUAGUUGAGGCAGAGCUAAGGAGCCAUGAAACUCCAGUGGUGGUGGUAGAAGAGCAGCCUGAUAUGCCAGAUACAUCAGACAUGUUACUGAUAGACACAUCUGAGACAGAGCCACCACCAAUCCCUCCACAUCCCAAUCUCAAUGAGUCACACAAUGGGUCCCUGGUGGAGGUGGUUGCAGAGCGAGAAUCCUUGAUAGAAGCCCUUCACAGGGAACUAGAAGCCAUGAGAGCCGAGGUGCAACAUGCACGUUCUGAGGCUACACACAGCGAGGACCAGAUGCGUCUUCGUAUAAAUGACCUUGAGUCAACAAUAGCUGAGUUGGAUAGUGAACUUCUGGCAGAAAGACAAAGCAAGGAGUCCAUCAUGGCCCAGGUGGAGGCAGCAGCAGCUAGUGCUGAAGCUGUCACUUUGUUGGCUCAGGAAGAGACACGUAGGCGAUCAGCUGAAGAAAAGUUUGUGAAGAUGAAAGAUGUCUAUCAAAAGCUUCGUGAUGAACAUAUCAGUCUGAUCCGCGGGAAAGCUGAAUUAGACAAGCAACUUACUGUAGAGAAGGAAGCACAUCAUGUUACACAACAGGAAAAGGAUGCAGCUGCCUCUGCCCUAGCUAAGCUGCAAGCCCAGAUGACAUUUGAAUCACAGGCUCACCUCACAGAUACAGAAUUAGCAAGACAGGAAAAGGAAUCCUUGUGCAACCGUCUUCAGUCACUGACUUCAGAGAGAGAAGACAUGUCAGAGCAGAUUAAGAUGCUGGAAGAAAACCUAUCUCAGCUAAAUAAUAAGAUGGAGAGUCAAGCAAAACAAAAUACAGCAAAGUUGUUGGCAGUCCAGAAUGAAUGGGAAGUAGGGACACAGCAAUGUGUGCAAGGUGCUGUGGAUGGGGCAGUAUUGGUUCUUACUCACACACUCUCACACUUUGACCAUGAUGCGCAUACUGACAUCAAAUGCACACCAGAAUAUUCACUGAGCUACCAAAGUAUGAUAAUAGAGUCUCUGGAAAGUUUGGCCAAAGCAUGUGAGGACUACCAAAAUGAUAUCCAUACUGCUCCAUGCCUCAUUACCUGUAUAACUACAUCUACCCACCAAGUGGCUUCUUUCCUCCUGUAUGCCAAAGCCACUUCACAUGCCAGCCCAAACAUAGAGAUUGCUGAACACCUUGUGUAUGCCUUGGAGGAGUUUGCAAAAUUAAGUAUGGAUACAUACAAGAAGUUGCAGAGGAGAGAAGAUUCUGUGGAUGUAAACUCACUCAGAAAACAAUUUGAGAGAUGCUGCCUAUUAGUGAGUCAGUGUGAGGACCGCAGCCCUGGAGAGGAGGAUGUGGCAUUAACAGUUGAGAGAGAAAUGGAUAAGAUGGAGACUGCUAUCAAGGAUGCAGUGGAGCGUUUCACAGCCAUGUUGGAAAACUCUCGAGCUAAGGACACUGGCACCCAGCUUGAGGUUAAUGAAAGCAUCCUGGGGACAUGCAGUGACUUGAUGGCAGCUGUAAGACAGCUUGUGCGGCGAGGUGCUGAGCUACAGAAAGAAAUAGUGGACUCAGGGAGGGGAGGAGCAUCUCCCAAGGAAUUCUACAAACGCAAUCAUCGUUGGUCUGAAGGAUUAUUAUCUGGAGCAAAAGCAGUAGCUAUUGCUUGCCAAGCUCUCAUGACUGCUGCUGAUCAGGUCGUUAGUGGAAAAGGAAAGUUUGAAGAAGUUAUUGUAUCUUCACGUGAGAUUGCAGCAUCUUCCAUGCAGUUAGUGAUGGCAUCCAGAGUAAAAGCUGACAGAUCAAGUGAAAAGCUACGCAACCUGAAUGUCACGGCAAAAACCAUCUCCACCCUUACAGGGACUGUGGUUGCUACUGCAGAAAAUUGUCGAGACAAAAUUGCUAUUGCCAACACAUUAGACUUUUCCAAGCUAAGCCUUCAUCACACCAAACGAAUGGAGAUGGAAACUUUAGUCAAAGUUUUGGAGACUGAGAAGCAUCUGGAAGAAGAGCGCUCCAAACUCUCUGAACUUCGCAAACACCACUACAAAUUGGCGGGAGAAAUUGAGGGCUGGGACCAGGAAGAGCAGAGCUGAGUCCAUAUGAUUAGUUCAUCAAAAGAGCACUGGUUGAGUGGAGCCUUUGUGGAUAUUCACUCUUGAUAUUCAUAAUUACCUUUGCACAUUAUUUCUUUUUUGAAAGAAUGAAAGGCACAAUUGUUGUAAUUUGUACCUUACUUAAAAUAUCAGCUAUAUUAACUGUAUUAUAUAAAGCAAUCAUAACAUUGUUGCCUUUUUGUAUUUUGAUAAAUCAAAUUAUAUAUAUAUAUAUAUAUAUAUAUAUAUAUAUAUAUAUAUAUAUAUAUAUAUAUAUAUAUAUAUAUAUAUAUAUAUAUAUAUUAAUCCUGAUUGCACAAUUAUCGUACAAUUAUUCAUGUUGAUGUGUGAUGCAUUAGCAAGUAUACUUGGCCAGUCAAAUAUGUUUUUAUAAACACAUAUAUUCUUAUUCCCACAUGCUGUUUGUCAUACAUCAACCAUAAAUUAGCUUAUGCAAAUCAUACUGGUACUUUUGUUGAAUGAAGCUGAAAUUUUUAAAUGAGUUUUCUUUGAUUUCUUUUUAACAUAAAAUUAUAUAUGCAUGUAUAUACAUGUAUCAUAAAAUACUGUUAUAAUAAAUUAGGCUCACUGUGCCACUUGUGGCAGAUUAUUAGGAAUGUUAACCAUCUGUAGGUACUCUUUCAGGGGUAUUUAGAUGAUACAGCAUCCUUCAUUAAUACACUAUCCCAAAUUAGUAAAUAUGUUGACAAGAGUCAUUUCAAUGCAUGUAUGUAUUAUUUUCUCUCUCUCUCUCUCUCUCUCUCUCUCUCUCUCUCUCUCUCUCUCUCUCUCUCUCUCUCUCUCUCUCUCUCUCUCUCUCUCUCUCUCUCUCUCUCUCUCUCUCUCUCUCUCUCUCUCUCUCUCUCUCUCUCUCUCUCUACAAAGGUUGUGCAAAAUUGUGGGAGUUUAUUCCCAAACUCUUUCUUUACUCUAUAUUAUGAAGAUUGGUUUUGAAAAGAAAAUUGAAACGUAGAAAUUGUUUAUACAAUUAUAUCUUUUAUUGCAUUUAUUCAGUGUAACCUUUAUUUUUACUUUAGUACUUUAAGAUGUGAGUGUAAGAACAAGUAGUUGUGCUUCAUCCACUGUGUUGUCAUGUUGUGUGCAAUAUGUUGUAUAGUUAUACAUCAUGACUUGUUACAAGAUUUGCACACUGUUAUUGUGUGAUUAUUCAAACUUUUGUAACAGCAUUACUAUGUAACUAAGUUGAGUGUCCUGAAUGAAAAUAACCAUGAUCAACUUUGGUACAGUAGGAACUGUGAUGCAAGGUAGGUUCCAUAAAAGGUUGGAUAAAUGACUGGCUCAUUGGGAACAUAAAAUUCUUUGAUACAGUACAAUCAUUCCUGCUUCAAAGACAUAUCAGCCCUGACUAUUCAUAGAUUGGGAACAAACAAAUUAUGUAUUGUAGUAAUAUAUUAAGUAAUUUUGACACUAUAAGUGUAUAGUAUGUGAGAUCCAUUUAAUUUGUAAUCAGUUGGUGCCAUUGUUCAUUUGCCCAGCUCUUCAUAAAUAAAAAGGAAAUGAAUGAAAAGCACAAAUAUACAAAUAUAUGCAUACCAUGAAGUUGAAACAAAACUUGUAAUUAAUGCCACUAAAUUAAUGGUAUGUGAAAUUGUAUGUACUCUUCUAAUCAAUUCAUAAUAGCAAAGCUUUACCCAUCUUGCUAUUCAAUGACCAGUUCUUGACUUGUCUUCUCACUCAUUACAGUUUGUGAAAAAGAAUGAUGCAUAAGGUAUUGACUUAGAUACUAGAAAGCAACAAUAUUUUGUCUGCUGCAGAUUUGAAGGAAAUGCAAGAAAAGUUAUUACCCACAUGUCUGCAAUUUCACACUGUUUUGACUUUGAUUAGGAACUAGUGCCAGAUUUGAACUUGUAUUAAUUAUAAUGUAUUUCCUUUAAGUUAUUGUAAUAUUUGUAAUUAUGCAUACUGCUUGAAAACUUCAAAAUCAAAAUUUUCAAAUUGCUGUGUACCAAAAUGAGUUCCUACUGUAUCACAGUCAUACUUUAGUUACGGAUCAUCCAAUUGAGUAGUUUAACAACAAUAACCAUUAAUACCGUGCAGGAAAAAUUUUAUUUGUAUACUUACCAUAAGUUCAUUUUACCUCACUUCAUCUAAUAUUUACUUGACAUUGUUCUCUCUUUUUUUCUUUUAAGAGAAUGUCAGCUUGGUUCAAAAUUUCAACCAUUACACUGCUUUUUAAUUUACCAUAAAUGUUGGUGUAGCUACAAGAAAUUUUAGUUAAAAUUUAUAUUUGAUAAAUCCUUGUCAUUAAUAACCAUGUAUGAGGUAAACUCAUUAUUAAGUGGGUGGAAGCCUGGAUCUAAACUAACAUUCUGGAUUUGUCAAAAUGCAAUGAUUUAAAUGGUGAACUGAGAUGACAAACAAACAAAAUUACAAAAUAUGAUUUCCAUUGUUUUAACUUGGAAUUUUAUGGUCCACAUUCAUGCACAUUGCAUAAAUUUUCAUUCCAUAUACCUUUUAUAUGAUGCAGUUUCUUAAUUUUUAUAUAAGAUCUAAGAGUUAGCUGGCUUGAUUAGAGACAAUAUCACCUGCCAAGAUAUGCUGGCUUGAGUUUCAGCACAAUUAUAUAUGACCAUAUGAGGUAAAGGAUCAGAAUAUAUAUAUAUAUAUAUAUAUAUAUAUAUAUAUAUAUAUAUAUAUAUAUAUAUAUAUAUAUAUAUAUAUAACAACUUCUAUACCAUUUCAAAUUCAUUUUCUCUUGUAUGCCAACAUCUAUGGUAUCUUGGAUUAUGAAAUUUAGAUAUUUGCCAUAUUUCAUGCUUCAUUAGUAGCCUUCUUCAUGUAACAUGGAGCAAUGAGAAACUAUAUUAAUAUAAGAAUGUUGUUUACACCUCAAUGAGAAGUAAUAGAUACACUUCUCUUUAACCAUUGUGUUCACCAUAGUCAGAAAGGUACCUCAAGUCCUGUUAUGUGGUGCUUCACCCAAAUAUGUACACUAGUACAUAGUUACAAAUUGUAGAUUAUUUUUUAUAAUUGCAAAUUGUAUUGUUAAAUGCUGGAUUUUUAAAAUUAUUGGGAGGAUAUAUUUAGUAUUUAUCAUGAGACUAAAAGAUAUUUAAAUUUAAUGAAUCUUUUAAGGGAUGGCUCCCAUAAUGUUUUGAUGUAAAUGUGGAGUCAGUAAUUUAAGAUGUGUAUGUAUGGUACGGCUCAAGAAACACAGAGGAACCAAACUCCUAACCCUUUACCCUACCCCAGGGAGGUACUGGCUUUAACUGUACAGAAAGUUCGUCUUUUACUCAUGUUUACAUUAUGCAUACAAACAGUAGCAUAUAUUAUCUUCAUCAAGUUUACACUAAUAGCAUAUAGGCCUGUAUUGUGCAUCUAUUCAUGCACUAGCACAACUUUCACCUGUCACCUGCAGCUUCAGUCUCUUUUCUGUCAGUACCAAGUAAUUGUGCUCAAUGGCAUACUGUAAUGCCAUCUUUAAUGUACUGCUUUGAUGAUUAUAUAUAUAUAUAUAUAUAUAUAUAUAUAUAUAUAUAUAUAUAUAUAAUAGGUGUCCAGCAAAUAGGAAAAAAAAAUUCUCAGGUCCUUAAUGUUUUACAGAAGUCAUGAAGAUGAAUUAAAUUUUAAAGUAUGUACGUAUUAGAAAAUAAUGAGUGGAACUCAUAAUUGAUAAUGAACUUUUGUUGUAGUUGACUGGGAACACAUUGCAUACCACUCAUUACAUUACAAUUUUAUGAUUGAUGUGCCUGUGGUACAUAAAAUUGGUAAUAAUCAUCAGUAACCUCUAUAAUUCCACUGUAGUGCAUGAGAUAGAGGCCUUCUCAACUUUCCAUUUCAGUUGGUCAUCUAUUUGGAGUCAUCCUAGCAACCUUAUUUCUGUAUUUAGUUUUCUGCUCAUCUUGCAUACAGUAUAUCUCAUGGUCCUUUCUGUUACACAUAACAGUUUAACAAAAUAUGUAAUAGGUGAAAGUUAUUGCAAUAAUUGAUCACAUUGAUGGUAUUGGAUUUUGUAAAAUUUAGAAUAUCAACAGUUAUUGCUAGUAUUGAAAUGUUGGAUUUAUCAAUUUAUCAGUUUUUGGGCAAUACAUUUAUUGCCAGUAAUCGAUUAUUGGUUAUCACCAAUAACAUCAUUGCAAUAUUUUUUUUUCAGUUAUUGAACCCAGCUAUGGUUGUUUACUUUUAUACACUUCCUCAUCCAUUGAAUGAAACCAUGAAUUAUUAUUUGUUCACUUUUAGGUUGUUUUUGUGUUGAUAGCAGAUUUAUUUAUAGUUAGUAAACUUUUUUUACUUUGAAAAACAACCUUGUUAGUUACCAUUUUUUUUUUUUAGAUGGAAUCAUGUAUUUCGCAUUAUAUCACUAACUCUCCACAUACUUAACGUUGUGCAAAAGACGAACCUACUGUAUGUUAUGGUUAGGUCAGUUGUGAUAAUAAUAAUACUAUAUUCAUAAAUGUGUAUGUGUAAUAUCUGGAUUAUAAGUUGCUUAGAUUCCUCAUUAUAUGGGGUCAUGUUUCUUGCCCAUUAUGAUUUAUUAAUAUUGGCUGUGAAUCUGUCAGCCUAAAUAGUUGGACUCCUUUCUGGCCAAAACAGUUCACACAAGUAUCUUUGUAACCUGAAGACUUGUCAUUAUCAAUACUUUGUGGUGACUGAUAACCUGGAUGAUAAUGACCUGUCCUUAAAUAACUGUUUGGUAUUUUUCAACAAAGAAAAGGAACAUGAUCAUCCCAUUGCUUACAUGUGCUGCCUUAGGUAGUACAUAAUAACUAAAUAGUAAUCUGUAUUAUUCACAUUGUUACACUGAUUUUUAAUACAGUAUUUUAAAAAUAAGUAGUUUUUCAUACCAGUAGUAAAGUAAUUAAGUUUUCUUUAGCUGACUGCAUAGAUUCCCAUUGCAAAUAUCAUAAAGGAACCUGUUAUGUAGAGGAAUGUUUAUAUUUCAUGAAAAGUUUAGGAAAAGUAUGUUGUUAUUCUUAUAUAUGGACAUAUUCAACAUUUUUGCCACAAAUGUUUAUGAAAGAUGUAAGAGUAUAUGAUUAUUGUAUUAACAUUUAUGAAAAAUAAUCAUGCUUAUGUUAAGAAAGCACAGAGCAGAUGACUUAAUUAUGUACAAAGAAGAAAGAUCCUACAAUAACAAAUAACCUUAAAAGAAGAAAAAUGAUAAUAAUAAUCUCCAGUUCAGAACAAGUUUAGUAACCUAGAACCUUUAACUAGUUUACAGAAACAUGGAUUUUAUUUAUGAAGAGCAGCCAUCUUUCCCAAAUGUAAAUGUUACAUGUGGUUGUGUGUGUGUAUACAGAUUGCUGAAUAUUUUAAAAAUGUUAAAUUUAUAAAAUGGGUUGAGAUGAUUUCAUAUAAAAAUACAGACAAAGAAAUUAAUCUACAUACAGUUUACUAAUAAAUCUAUACAAGCAAAA
Messenger RNA from Portunus trituberculatus (swimming crab), 8408 nucleotides. It is a transcript of the gene Hip1, whose product is annotated as huntingtin-interacting protein 1-related protein-like. The record is from RefSeq and is a predicted model, not a curated record. Lineage: Eukaryota; Metazoa; Arthropoda; Malacostraca; Decapoda; Portunidae. Gene Ontology annotation, molecular function: clathrin-cargo adaptor activity; actin filament binding; clathrin light chain binding. Bases 79 to 3030 code for a protein of 983 amino acids. The transcript is spliced from 20 exons. Gene Ontology annotation, biological process: actin filament organization; endocytosis; clathrin coat assembly. Gene Ontology annotation, cellular component: actin cortical patch; clathrin-coated vesicle.